Molecule: messenger RNA, 1976 nt
Organism: Amphibalanus amphitrite
Lineage: Eukaryota; Metazoa; Arthropoda; Thecostraca; Balanomorpha; Balanidae
Product: growth factor receptor-bound protein 2-like
Exons: 5
Coding region: 326-961 (211 amino acids)
Molecular function (GO): protein binding
Source: RefSeq, a predicted model, not a curated record
ACAAAUAAGUCUCAGAAGACUCUGUUCCAGAUUGUCCACCUCUACAGUGCAACAGUUCUCGACAUUUAUUGGGUCGGAUCCGGUGUGUUGCUGUGAAGUUGUGCCCUGUUUGCUCCCUAUUUUGAAAUUAUUGCUACAGAACACCCAUAGCUAUUCGAAGAAAAGUGUUGCAAAACCACGGUGAAGUGUUUUAUAACUGUGCUGCCGUUGGACAGUUCUUAAAAGGGGCGUUGAAAUACACUGUCAGCUGCGCAAGUUUCGCCUAAUUUGUGCAAGGGCCUGGCCCCUUAGGAAAAUAUUGAAAUAAUCGUUGGCUUUUGGGACGAUGGAGGCCAUUGCCAGGCACGAUUUUGCAGCAACAGCUGAAGAUGAGCUUAGCUUCAGAAAAGGAAAUGUCUUAAAGAUAUUGAACAUGGAGGAUGACAUGAACUGGUACCGCGCGGAGCUGGAGAGUCGAGAGGGCCUCAUCCCCAGCAACUACAUCGAGAUGAAGCCCCAUGACUGGUACUACGGCAGGAUCACGCGCGCAGACGCUGAGAAGAUGCUGAUGAACAAGCACGAGGGCGCGUUCGUGGUGCGCGUCAGCGAGAGCUCUCCGGCCGAUUUUUCGCUGAGCGUCAAGUGCGGGGACGGCGUGCAGCAUUUCAAGGUGCUGAGGGACGCCAGCGGCAAGUUCUUCCUCUGGGUGGUCAAGUUCAGCUCACUGAACGAGCUAGUCGAAUACCACCGCUCUGCCAGCGUCAGUCGCUCUCAGGACAUCAAACUCAGGGACAUGGUCUCACAGGAGUACCACGUGCAGGCGCUGUACGACUUCAAGCCGCAGGAGCAAGGCGAGCUGGAGUUCCAGCGGGGCGACAUCAUCACGGUGACGGACCGCUCCGACCAGCACUGGUGGAACGGCGAGAUAGGAGACCGCAAGGGCCUCUUCCCCAACACCUACGUCACCGCCUACCACACGUAGAGGGGCUGGAGGACCGACCGGGCCGGGCCGGGCCGCGGGAGGCGCCGCCCGGACUGACGGAGGGAGACACCGGCGACAGAGCGCACAGCCAGCCAUCUGAGGGAGAGGGGAGGUACAGACAUCACUGACACAAACUGACACACACACACGGACCCCAGCGUCCGGCCAAAGAUAAUAUUAAAACACAAACGCAACACUGAACAGACUACCUGUAACAAGCAGCCGAAUACAGACGGAACCGGACGCGCACGGCCGGGCCCCUGGACACCCACAGUCAGACAGAGACGCGCCGACUCGACCCGUGCGGCUGCCGGGUGUGGCCGGUGCUGACGGGCGGCGCUGCGGCGGCUGGCCGUCCCCCUGCUGGGUGGGAGGUGGCCGGCGGACAGUGGUACAGCGGCGGCAGCAGUCCGCGGACCGAUGGACAGAGAGUGCGGCGAACGGACGGCGCAGGACCGGCCGGCCGCCCGCUGUAGUCAUGAUGUGUCGCGCGGCCCCCUCGCCUGUCCCAAUGUGGAGAGAGGGAACGAGAGAGAGAGUGUGUGAGAGACUCGGCCGCGGCGCCGGACGGCCGUGCGAUAUUUUUAGACGGAGCGUCUCAGAGGGCGCCGCUGGACCGCCGCGCCCGGCCACUAAAUAGACAACGAAUUGUACGUGUCUCCGGCGGCGCGGCGGCGGCUGCGGGCCGGGACGGGCCACCCCGCGCAGCGCUAGUUAAGUUGCUGGUUUCUAACAGUUUAUUCGUUGUAUUGUUUACCAGGCGUCCGCUGAUCACCGCUAUGUAUGCCCUCGGGGCGCUGCGACCGCCCGCCAAACCCGUGAAAUGGUGCUUUCUGCUUGAUUCCUGUGCUAGCGGCGUCCCGUGGUGGACGGCGCCGCGCCUGCCAUCUGCCGGCCGGCUGCAGAACUAGUGGUUCGGCCGGUGGCCGUGUGGAGGACGUUUUGUACAUAGCGCAGCCCUCGGCCCCGGCCAUGCACUUCGCAGACGACUUUUUCAAUAAACGGAUGACGAGAG